AGCAGCUGAUGGUCCGUCAAAAAUAAAAGUAAAUUUGAGAUUGCCAAGCAGAUUUUUCGCUUUGACGCGAUAAUAUGGCCUGGCUUUCAGAUCUUGCUGGUAAGGCCGAAGAAGUAUUGAAUAACAUCGAUAAAACUACUGCUGCAGUAUUGAAAAAAGAGGAUGCCAAGAGAGAUUCAUUGGGUUCUAGCCUCGUCGAGGUUAGAUCACUGCCACCCAACUCUAAUUUCACUGUUGAAGAGUUUUUAAGGAAUGAAGAGAGAUACUCAGAUCCGAAAGUGUACACAAGGAAUUCGCCGUUCCCUACAAAAAUGACUGUAUCAGCACCACCAACGCCAGCACACACAGACAGAUCGAUGAAUUUACAAAAUGAAUCGCUCGCCUGGUUGGAUAAUGCUACCAUAAGCAAUAACCGAAAAGAGGAGUUAAUAGAUACGCCUAGCAAUAAUGGCUACAAAAGUAAUGAAUCUUACGAUGAUUAUCAAAUGCCUGAUGAAAAUGAAAACGGAGUUGGAGAUUUGACUCAAUAUUUUAAUGCAAAUGAUUACUCCAUGUUGGAUGAUUCUAUGAUUCCUGUUGCAGUAAGCGCAACAUCAGGCGAUAAAGAGCAGCAAGUCAAAGCAGAAUAUACCAAGGAAAUCGAAUCCCUUAGGGAUAAAAUAAAUACAAUAACAUCCGAAAGAACGCGUUUCAUAAGAGAAAUUUCGGAUCUUACUUCAACAUUAGAAAAAACUAGAUUUGAAUUGAAUGCCGUUGAAUCGGAACUUGAACAACAUCGCGCUAGAGCUUUAAGGACAUUGCAAGAAAGAGAUAAAUUGAUAAGUGAACUAAGAAGCAAUUCUACAUCUGAAUUAGAUGACACGAGUGUUCUCGUUGAACUCAAUCAGCUGAGGCAAGAACGCGAAGUGCUGAGAGAAGAAAAUCGUCAAAUUAGGGAAAAACUACGUUUAGCACGACAAGAAGCAAUAGACGCUGAAUUGAAUUCAGAAAAAGUUAGACAAAGAGCAAUGGAAGCUGGCAUACAAGCAAGAGAAUCUAUUGCUAACGAAAGAAGAAGGAGACUCGACGCUGAAGAAGAUGCGAAACUUCGUAGUGAGGAAGUAAACUCAUUGCGGGAAGAAUUAACGCUCCGGCACAAUUCAUUCCUAGCAAAAAUUCAAAAACAAGAAUCUGAAAUCUCGAGAUUGAGGUCACAACUUUCGGCAGCUACGACUCCGAAUUCAGAAGUCGAAUCGCGAUUAUCUAGCUUGACAAGAACUUUAGUCUUGAAACAACAAGAAUUAGAACAUUUAACUACAGACAGAAAUGCUUUAAGACUGCAACUUGAAAAAUUAGAGCACGAGUAUCAAAACUGGAGAAAAAGUAUGCCAUUUAGUAAUGUCAACGAUACCGAUGAUGCCAAAGCUUUACUGCCAAGUUUCUUGAUGGAAAGUCCUUUUGAUACUGGAGUUGCUAGAAAAGUCAAAAGAGCUUAUUCGUCUUUAGAUGCUGUGGGAAUAAGAAUUGGAGUGUUUUUAAGACGAUAUCCUUUAGCAAGAAUCUUUGUUAUAAUUUAUAUCGCUUUACUUCAGUUCUGGGUAUUGAUUGUAUUAUUCUCACAGUCUCCAGAAGCACGAUAAAUAUUAGCAAGAAUUUAGUUUAGAACAGCUUUAUAAGUGCAUUUUGUAUAUAAAAUUUGUACAUAUAUCAAAUUAUUAUUAUAUUGUAAUGUAGAAAUGAUUAAUUA
Messenger RNA from Phymastichus coffea, 1726 nucleotides. It is a transcript of the gene Golgin84, whose product is annotated as golgin-84. Gene Ontology annotation, biological process: Golgi organization; retrograde transport, vesicle recycling within Golgi. Gene Ontology annotation, cellular component: Golgi membrane; Golgi cisterna. The record is from RefSeq and is a predicted model, not a curated record. The transcript is spliced from 7 exons. Lineage: Eukaryota; Metazoa; Arthropoda; Insecta; Hymenoptera; Eulophidae. The coding region runs from base 75 to 1619 and encodes 514 amino acids.